AUGGAAUCCACCACCCAAGGCCUCGAGACCCCAACCCACUGCAUUGCCGACUUCUCCCUCGUCCCGAUCGGCACGCACGACACAUCCUUCGCGCAGGAAAUCGCCGAGAUCCAACGCCUCCUGCAGCGAUGCGACAUUAAGCAUCAAAUGACCUGUACCGGGACGGCCGUUGAGGGACCCUGGGACCAAGUCCUUCAGGUGAUCGGCCACGCUCACCAGCUGGUUCACAAGCGCGGUGUUGCGCGCAUCCAGACUGAUUUGAGGGUUACUACUAGAACGGACAAGGAUCAGCCGAUGGAGAACGAGAUUUUGUCUGUGGAGAGGAUCCUCACUGCUUGAAGUAUGGGUUGUUUGGGGUACUAUUGAGUGUGAUUUUCUUUUUUCUUUCGGACUUCUUGGUUCUAUUUAGUAUUUUAAUUUCUGGAUGGUUUGUGGUGUUUGUAAAAGUAGGGUUUGUUCAGAAUGCUGGAAUGAAUAUUUGGACUAUCUUUC
Aspergillus steynii IBT 23096 is the source of this 492-nucleotide messenger RNA. RefSeq names its product thiamine-binding protein. The coding region runs from base 1 to 339 and encodes 112 amino acids. NCBI's taxonomy places the organism in Eukaryota, Fungi, Ascomycota, Eurotiomycetes, Eurotiales, Aspergillaceae. The record is from RefSeq and is a predicted model, not a curated record. The transcript has 4 exons. Gene Ontology annotation, cellular component: cytosol.